AAAACAAUCAAAACCUAAUUUCUGAUCAUCACUAUGACUCUGAAAAAGCUUCACGUAGCCAUAAUCUCUAGCCCCGGCAUCGGCCAUUUAUUCCCGGCACUGUUAUUUGGCCACCGCCUUGUCAAUCACCACAACCUCCGUGUUACCAUCCUCGCCGUCACCACCAACACCUCACCGGCAGAAUCCAAACUCUUCAAUCCCUUCACCUCCAACCUCCACCUUUCUGUCAUCCCGAUCCCCGCUGCAGACAUCUCCUCCGUUGUCGCUCCCGACGCCAAAGUCUUAACACGCAUUUGCGUCAUGAUGAAGGAAACCGUACCCGCCAUCCGCACCACCAUAUCCUCCAUGGACCCUCUUCCAGAUGUCCUCGUUGGCGAUAUUUUCGGGGCGGAAACUUGGGUGAUCGCCAAAGAAUUCAGGAUGCCAAAGUACGUGUUCAUCACUGGCAACGCAUGGUUUACUGCACUAUUCGCGUAUUCUCCGGUGUUGGAUAAGGAAGUUGUGGGUCAAUUUAUUGAUCAGGUUGAGCCGAUUGAGAUACCCGGUUGCAAACCGAUCCUACCGGAGGAACUUGUGGAUCCCAUGCUAGACCGGGACGAAGAAUCGUAUCAAGUUCACGUAGACCAAUCGAUCCUUGUGACGUUGGCAGAUGGCAUGCUAAUAAACACAUGGGAAGGACUGGAGCCUCAAACUCUCCAUGCUCUUAGAGAUAACGAUAUCAUGCGGUCUAUGUUAAAGAAUAAACCGGUUUACACCGUUGGUCCGAUACACAAAAAGUACGAACCAACCGGUUUGAAGGGUGAGGUGGUUGAGUGGCUCGAUAAACAACCGGCUAACUCCGUUUUAUACGUGUCGUUUGGAAGUGGGGGAACGAUAUCAGCUGAGCAAAUUACAGAACUGGCUUGGGGAUUGGAGCUGAGCAAACAAAGAUUUGUUUGGGUGGUGAAGUCGCCUAACAAGCAUUGUGUGGACGGGUCUUUCCUGAACGCCGGUCAACCGAGUGGUCCAGUCGACUUCUUCCCACUAGGGUUUUUGACCCGAACCCAAAACGUUGGUUUGGUGGUAACAUGUUGGGCUCCACAGGUGGAGAUUCUAAACCACAUAUCAGUGGGAGGCUUUUUAACGCAUUGCGGAUGGAAUUCAACGAUAGAAAGCAUUGCAAGUGGGGUACCCAUGAUAGCAUGGCCAUUGUAUGCGGAGCAGAAGAUGAAUGCCACCAUGUUGACGGAGGAGCUGAAGGUGGCGGUUCGGCCAGAGGUUUUGCCGACAAAGAAAGUGGUGGGAAGGGAGGAGGUAGAGAAGAUGGUGAGGGGUCUGAUGGAGGGCGAGGAAGGAAAAGCAAUGAGAGAGAAAGUAAAGGCUUUGAAAGUAGGUGCAGAGGAAGCUACGAGCAUGAAUGGUUCAUCUUACAUUUCAACAUGUAAAUUUGUCCAAGAUUGUGUGUCACAGAUUGAUCAAUACUCAAUUUAA
Messenger RNA from Cynara cardunculus var. scolymus (artichoke), 1470 nucleotides. Its product is annotated as anthocyanidin 3-O-glucosyltransferase 5-like. The transcript has a single exon. Gene Ontology annotation, molecular function: UDP-glycosyltransferase activity. Bases 34 to 1470 code for a protein of 478 amino acids. The record is from RefSeq and is a predicted model, not a curated record. NCBI's taxonomy places the organism in Eukaryota, Viridiplantae, Streptophyta, Magnoliopsida, Asterales, Asteraceae.